Pelagomonas calceolata is the source of this 861-nucleotide messenger RNA. Lineage: Eukaryota; Pelagophyceae; Pelagomonadales; Pelagomonadaceae. The record is from the annotation of a GenBank genome assembly.
CGACGCUAGGGGGCAAAUUUGCCCUUGGCUACGAGCAGCUCGUCAACUCGCAGCCAAACGGCAGUGCCACGCCCGGCACAGUCGCACGACUCGCCAUUCCUGCCGGUGCGUCGCUUAGAACGCAAUCUAAAGCUGCACUCGCUGCAAAAGCUAGGUUGCAGCUCGGCACCGCAGAGCAAAACUGGCGCGGCUCGCCGGUCUUGCGAGCGUCGCCGCCGCCGCCGCGGCCAUGUCCACCGCGCCGGUCUGGGACGCGAAGAACGGCGUCUACGUCGGCAACCGCGCGGCCGGGUCCGACGACGUGCCGUCGCCGCUCUGGAUCUUCGGCUACGGGUCCCUGUGCUGGAAGACGGAGUUCCCGCACGUCGAAAAAUGCACGGGCCGCGUCCGGGGCCUGACGCGCUACUUCGCGCAGCGGUCGCAGGACCACCGGGGCACGCCGGCCGCGCCGGGCCUCGUGGCCACGGUCGUGCGCGACGAGGACCUGGUGAAGCUCGCAUUACAAGACGAGGGCUACACCGGUUCGUGUGUGGGCACGGCUUAUAGGGUUGCGGACGCGGACGCGCGGCAGGUGUUGGACGACCUCGACUUCCGAGAAAAGGGCGGGUAUACGAGGGAGGUCGUAAGUGUCGUUCACGCGGGCGGCACGCUCGACGCCUUGUUAUAUCGCGGCACGGUGGACAACCCGAACUUCGACGCGAGCGCGAUCAAAGAUCUGGACGCGGCCGCUCUUACAAUAAAAGACGCCGUGGGCCCGUCGGGGCCGAACCGCGACUACCUCCUCAACCUCGCGACCUGGCUUAGCGAAGUGGGAGAAGAGGACGCGCACGUCGCGGCCCUAGUCGAUCGGAUAAGUUAGAG